This is a messenger RNA of Penicillium alfredii, 2019 nucleotides long. Its product is annotated as STE20 family serine/threonine-protein kinase. Gene Ontology annotation, molecular function: protein kinase activity; ATP binding. NCBI's taxonomy places the organism in Eukaryota, Fungi, Ascomycota, Eurotiomycetes, Eurotiales, Aspergillaceae. The transcript has 4 exons. Gene Ontology annotation, biological process: protein phosphorylation. The record is from RefSeq and is a predicted model, not a curated record. Bases 1 to 2019 code for a protein of 672 amino acids.
AUGCCUCCUCCAAUCGACCCGGAAACCAUCUACACCAAACAGACCUGCAUUGGAGGUGGAAGCUUCGGCAAAGUCUACAAAGGUGUGGAUCGACGAACCGGAGAAUCUGUGGCCAUCAAAAUCAUCGAUGUCGAAAACGCUGAGGAUGAUGUGGACGACAUUAUCAAGGAGAUUGCGAUUCUGUCGGAGUUGAAGUCGCUCUAUGUGACCAAGUACCAUGGCUCCUAUUUGAAAGGUUCUUACUUGUGGAUCAUCAUGGAGUUCUGCUCAGGUGGGAGCUGCCAAGGUUUGCUGCGCUCUGGAACGAUCAGCGAAGAAUACAUCGCCAUCAUCCUGCGAGAACUUCUACGAGGACUGGACUACCUCCAUGGCGAUCAGAAGCUGCACCGAGAUAUCAAAGCUGCGAACAUCCUGUUGAGCGCUAGCGGCCAGGUCAAAUUGGCUGACUUCGGAGUCUCGGGACAAUUGUCGGCGACCAUGACCAAAAAGAACACAUUCGUCGGGACUCCGUUUUGGAUGGCACCAGAAGUCAUUAAGCAAUCGGGUUAUGACUACAAGGCGGAUAUCUGGUCUCUGGGCAUCUCAGCGAUCGAAUUGGCAUGUGGAGACCCGCCAUAUGCUGACAUCCAUCCGAUGAAGGUGUUGUUCUUGAUUCCCAAGAACCCCCCUCCCACGCUGCAAGGCAAUUUCAGCAAGCCUUUCAAGCAAUUCGUGGAUAUGUGCUUGCGCCGAGACCCCAAGGAACGACCGUCGGCCAAGGAGUUGCUGGAGCACCCGUUUAUCAAACGCGCCAAAAGAACAACCUACCUGACUGAGUUAAUUGAACGCGCAGAGCGUUGGCAAGCUACCCACCACGGCCAAGACGAUGACCAGGAUGGGUAUGAAGAAUGGGAUGAGGACCAGCCUUCCAACGACAGGUCCGAGGAAGAGGAAGACCUGUGGGACUUUGGUACGGUUCGCCCUGCAGGACGAGCGCCCGCUCCCGCAUUGAAGCCGUUGAAUGCCUCGGGUACCAAUUCUCGAAGCAACGAGACCGACGAAUGGGAUCUGCGCGAUGAAAGCUCCAAGCAAGCUCCAGCUCCCCAUCAGCAGGUACCAAAUCAGACAAUGAUUCCAAACCCUGCCCUCAGCAAUUCUGCUUCUAAAACCCUUCUCCCGUCAUCGGUGCCAUCUUCGUCGAUGAAACAAACUCCUGCACAGGCCUUGCCUUUUCCUUCACGCAAUGCCCCACCUGCAACGACCGCCAAACCACUUCCGGAGAAACCGCCUUCCAUGGGACAGAAUGAACGAUAUGCACAAGCAGUGAUGGACUAUGCGGAAGGGCUUGGGACGGACUCAGCAUCUCCUUCGCCGGUCGACACCACAGCCAGCAAGGCUGUUCUAUCCAGUGAUCCGAAAUCCACGAGUUCAAACACUGCCGAACAUUCUCCCGCCUCAGGUGGCCCAGUCUCGAGAAAGCCAGCGCCACCGCAGCAUAUCACCCCCGGCAACAACUCUGCCCAAGUAUACCCCCGCCAAUUGUCUCACGCAAGUGCCUUCAAGCAGCCAGAGGCAUCGUCCCAGGCGAAGCAGCACACUGGGCUCAAGUCCAAGCGCGCCCCAACACCUCAUGGAGAGCGCGUCAACCACUACCACCCACCAGCACCUAGUCGGCCCAAUCCAAACGAUUCGGGAAAGGCUCUUACUGAAAAAGAGCGAACCACCGCCUGCGGCUCCGUCAUCCUCCCCGCGCUGCGUGCUGCGAUGAACCGACGUGCCCGUCACCUGGCCCGCCUCGAACCAGGCCGGAACCCCAGCCGCGGACGGCCAACCCGUGAAGACGAAAUGGAGUGGCAGCGCAGCGUGCGCAUUCAUCGUGGCAUGGAGCAAAUCACUGAAGAACUCACCAAGUCCUUUAUUAACCUUCACCGCUGGGACAUGGAGAACCCCAUGGAUAUGGAUGGAGGCGUCAAUGCUGUUCUAGAUGCCUUCCUCGAAGAGGUUCUGGUGCGAGUUCAGCCUUCUCCUGCGCCCAACUAG